Messenger RNA from Aspergillus udagawae, 1293 nucleotides. RefSeq names its product SIR2 family NAD-dependent protein deacylase. The transcript has a single exon. The record is from RefSeq and is a predicted model, not a curated record. The coding region runs from base 1 to 1293 and encodes 430 amino acids. NCBI's taxonomy places the organism in Eukaryota, Fungi, Ascomycota, Eurotiomycetes, Eurotiales, Aspergillaceae.
AUGGGACGCGCUAUCGUCAAUGUCGAUGCGACUCAAGAACGCGCGAGACAGUUUGUGGCCAACACUUCCGAGGCGACUAUGGAGAUGAGAAGGGAACUUGGUUGGAAUGUUCGAGAAUUCGACAUUUCUCUUCUUCGCAAGAUACGGCGCUCUUCGGCGCUCUCGCUCGUGCUUGGGGCUGGCGCGUCGAUGGCGGCCCCUUGCAAUGCUCCAAGCUGGCCAGCACUAGUGGAGGGUCUGCUGCGCCAGACAAUUGACAGAGUCAUGGAGCUUUGGCUUCCCAAGCCUCAGGACUUGGAGAAGCUGCCUCCUGAGGCUCCACGAGGGCUUGUCAAUGAGAGGUUCAUCUCCAGGGACCCAGUAGAGAGUGCAGGCUCCAACUGGACACCUACCUUUGCCUACAGUCAUACCGGUGAGAAUGGUGUUCAGCGGAAGUUUACGAUUGGCUAUUACAGAGAAUCAGCAAAAAGAUACCAUGCUGACGAAGAGAUGACCGCAGUCGAAGUUCUGCAGCGUAUUAAAGAGGCCCAGAGGAAUGAUCAAUCAGUUAAUGCUGAUAUUUUGAUGCGCGGCGCUGAUGUUUGUCAUGAUCUUUGCGGACAACGACUGUUUACCCUUAUGACAGCUAUGCUCUACAAGGGAGAUAGGAUGCCGAGCGAGACGCAUCGCGCGAUCGCAAGAUUAGCACGGAGUCAGUUUGUUGCCGAAAGGGAGGACCACUUUAUGGGCUGGGACGGCAUCAUCACAUAUAACUACGAUGAUUUCAUGGAGCAAGCACUUUCAGAUCUACAGAUUCCCAGCACGGCAAUUGCGAUGCGUGGAGACGAAAUAGCAGGUGAUCCGAACUCCUUCGCGAGAUCAGUCGGGCCAGGUGGGCUAUACCUCCCAGUGUACCAUCCGCAUGGGUAUACACCGAAAAGACCAUUCCUUAUAACAACAGUACCAUACGUCUUCGCCACAAGUGGCUAUCAGUCGCAAUAUGGGCAGUCCGUCUCAAAGGUCCUAGAACGCUUCAAGUCUGACUACCUGGAGAACCCUGUUCACGUGGCCAUGUAUGUUGGGUGUUCAUUCUCAGACAACUACAUGAAUCAGUUGCUUCAAGAUGCCUUUGAAAAGUGGCCUGGCAGAUAUCAUUAUGCGCUGUUGCCGUGGCCAGGUGGUUUGGCCGACGAUCAGGAACCCUCUGGUCAAGAGAUUGAGCAGCGGUCUGGACAAUACCUCGCUAUGGGGAUCCGCCCCAUCUGGUUAAGGAAUUUUGGAGAGAUACCGCACAUUAUCUCGCAGCUUGAGUAG